Molecule: messenger RNA, 1845 nt
Organism: Melanotaenia boesemani (Boeseman's rainbowfish)
Lineage: Eukaryota; Metazoa; Chordata; Actinopteri; Atheriniformes; Melanotaeniidae
Product: solute carrier family 23 member 1-like
Exons: 12
Coding region: 13-1845 (610 amino acids)
Biological process (GO): transmembrane transport
Cellular component (GO): membrane
Molecular function (GO): transmembrane transporter activity
Source: RefSeq, a predicted model, not a curated record
GGUGAAGUUGCAAUGGAUUCAGAAAAGGAAAGCAGUGGGCUUGACAAUCUUGCAUUUGAUAUGGAUGAGCAAGUCAAUGAUCAACUCACGGUAAAGGAAGAUAAUAAAUGUGGGAGUGGCUGUGUGGCAGAGGAAGACAGAAAUAAACCAACCUAUUGCGUUACUGAUGUCCCUCCUUGGUACCUUUGUAUCUUCCUGGCCAUUCAGCACUACCUGACAGCAUUUGGUGGGAUGAUCUCCAUCCCCCUCAUUCUCUCAGAGGGCCUGUGUCUGCAGCAUGACAGCCUGACCCAGAGCCUGCUCAUCAACACAAUUUUCUUCGUCUCUGGCCUCUGCACUGUUCUGCAGGUUACCCUCGGUGUUAGGCUCCCAAUCCUACAGGGAGGUACUUUUGCCUUGGUGACCCCGGCCAUGGCUAUGUUGUCCAUGCCAGAGUGGCAGUGUCCUGCUUGGACCCAGAAUGCCAGUCUGGUCAACACCUCCUCACCUGUCUUUAAAGAAGUGUGGCAGACUCGUUUGAGAACACUGCAGGGCUCUAUUAUGGUGGCCUCUCUCCUCCAGAUACUGGUUGGCUUCUCUGGCCUCAUUGGCUUCCUCAUGCGCUUCAUUGGCCCCUUAACCAUUGCGCCCACUGUCUCUCUCAUAGGCUUGUCACUGUAUGACUCAGCUGGAGAUAAGGCUGGCAGCCACUGGGGCAUCUCUGCUAUGACUACAGUGCUGAUCAUCCUGUUCUCUCAGUACCUUCGUCUCAUACCAAUGCCCGUUCCUGCAUACAGCAAAACCAAGAAACUGCACACCACAAACUUCUUCAUCUUCCAGACAAUGCCAAUUCUGCUGGGAAUUGCGGUCUCAUGGUUAGUGUGCUACCUCCUCACCAUCUAUGAUGUCCUACCAUCUGAUUCAUCUCGGUAUGGUCACUUGGCUCGCACUGAUGUGAAGAGGAAUGUUGUUGCUGAGGCUUCAUGGUUCACAUUUCCUUAUCCUGGUCAAUGGGGGGUUCCAAUGGUGAACCUGGCAGCUGUGUUUGGCAUUCUGGCUGGAAUAAUAUGUUCCAUGGCAGAGUCCGUGGGGGACUACUACGCAUGUGCAAGACUGUCAGGGGCUCCUCCUCCACCAAAGCAUGCCAUCAGCCGGGGAAUCGGGGUUGAAGGGCUUGGUUCUUUGUUGGCGGGGGCCAUCGGCACAGGCAAUGGCACUACUUCUUUUAGUGAGAAUGUGGCAGCACUCGGUAUUACUAAGGUGGGUAGUCGAACAGUGAUUCUCCUAAGUGGAGUUCUCAUGAUUUUGAUGGGCAUGCUAGGCAAAAUUGGAGCCAUCUUUACAACCAUCCCGAUGCCUGUGAUUGGAGGGAUGUUCCUGAUCAUGUUUGGAGUCAUAACUGCUGCAGGGAUUUCUAAUCUGCAGUUUACAGACAUGAAUUCUUCCCGGAAUAUCUUUGUGUUUGGUUUCUCCAUGUUUUCCGCACUGGUCAUUCCAAACUGGAUCAUGAAGAAUCCUGGAUUUUUUGAAACCGGUGUUAAAGAGCUGGACCAAGUGUUACGCAUAUUGUGGACUACCCAUAUGUUUGUGGGAGGGUUCCUUGGCUUCUUUUUAGAUAACACAAUUCCUGGAACUAAGCAUGAGCGUGGCCUCCAAGCCUGGGAUGAGGUACACUUUGAAGACUCUACCAACACUUUGGUGUCUGAAGAGGUGUACGACCUCCCCUUUGGUAUAACAUCUUGCCUCGAAUCUCAGUCUUGGGUUCGUUAUAUCCCUUUUUGUCCACAGAGGGGUCACACUCCUCAGCACAGGUCAGCAGAUGACGUGUCGGAGAGCUUCAGGAUUGAGCACAACACACAAAUGUGA